ACAAUUUAACCAACUAGUGCGAAAGUGUUGUUCUCAGUGUGGUUUGAAAUCGUUAAGCGUGCGAACGUGUGUUUAGUGAUAAAAUACAUUUGUUUCAUUCGCGAACCUAACAGAUCUUUCUUCUGUUAAGAAAAAUCGCCAAAAGCAAUAGUUGGGGAAAUCCAAAAACAGUUAAAACAAUAUGCCGCCCAACGCUACCGCCGGGGCGCAGUCAAUUGCUGACUCGCUGAUAUCUGCCGCGGCUAAUGCUGCCGCCGAGUCGGAACAGAAUCCCACCAAGCUGAAACAGGACUCAACGGGAGUCCUCUUCGAGUGCGAUGCGGAGACCAUAGAUGGUGGUCUUGUCAAGGACAUCGUAUCGUUAAAGAAGGCCGACAAGCGCAAACUGAAACUGGUUUGGCGCAACAUUAUUCUCUUUGGAUACUUGCAUUUGGCCGCUCUCUACGGUGCCUGGCUGAUCUUCACCUCCGCCAAAUGGCAGACUAUUGUACUUGCUUUUGCUUUAUAUGUUGUGUCGGGUCUUGGCAUUACGGCUGGUGCCCAUCGUCUGUGGGCCCAUCGCUCGUACAAGGCCAAGUGGCCACUGCGUUUGAUCUUGGUCAUCUUUAACACUGUAGCCUUCCAGGAUGCCGCCUACCAUUGGGCGCGUGAUCAUCGCGUGCAUCAUAAGUACUCGGAAACCGAUGCGGAUCCGCAUAAUGCAACUCGUGGCUUUUUCUUCUCCCACAUCGGCUGGCUGCUUUGCAAGAAGCACCCCGAGGUCAAGGCCAAGGGUAAGGGUGUUGAUAUUUCCGACAUGCGCGCCGAUCCCAUUCUGAUGUUCCAGAAGAAGCACUACAUGAUCCUGAUGCCCCUGUGUUGCUUCAUUUUGCCCACACUGGCUCCUAUGUACUUCUGGAAUGAGACUUUGAUCAAUGCCUGGUUUGUGGCCACCAUGUUCCGUUGGUGUUUUAUCCUGAAUGUCACUUGGUUGGUGAACAGCGCUGCCCACAAGUUUGGCGGUCGUCCCUAUGACAGAUUCAUCAAUCCCUCGGAGAACAUUUCCGUUGCCAUGCUUGCUUUCGGCGAGGGCUGGCAUAACUAUCAUCAUGUGUUCCCCUGGGACUACAAAACCGCUGAGUUUGGAAAAUAUUCGCUAAACUUGACAACGGCCUUCAUUGACUUCUUUGCCAAGAUUGGCUGGGCAUACGAUCUGAAGAGCGUGUCUCCAGACAUUAUCAAGAAGCGUGUGAAGCGCACCGGUGACGGUACCCAUGCUACCUGGGGUUGGGGUGAUAAGGAUCAGCCAAAGGAGGAGAUCGAUGAUGCAGUAAUUACGCACAAAAAGAGCGAGUAAAUAAUUCUAGUGCCAGUCAGCACAGCCGAGAGUAGCCGAUUUUAAAUGAAGUAAAUCAAACAAAUUUCAAUCUAAUUACAAAUGCCGGUAAAAUGAAAAGAAAGAAAAUUUUAACGCCCUAUUUGGAUGAAUGCCUACAACACCUUUUGAAUAAUUUUAAGAAAUGAUGUUGAUGAUAAAUAUCUGUUGUUUAUCGAUACUGUAUACUGUCUGUGUUAAACAAGCUCUGGAAAUGUUUUGUCGCUCUAUAUUUGAUUUUUGGAGACACAUACAGAUCGCCGUCCUAGUUGCGAGCCGUAGAUGUACCGAGUACCACAGUGACGCAACUAGACGGCAGCUAGCAAUUUAUCUUUAUAUUUAUACAUAAACAUACCAUAUAUUAAUUAAUACACACCACACACUCACAUAUGCAUAUAUAUAAUUAAAAUUGUGUUUUUGGUUAAAUUUGAAGAUUCUCUCUCUGUUAAUCAGCAUCAAUAUACAAUUGAGCUUAUUGUCUGAAGAUUUGAAAGUAAGAAACAGUUUCAGUUCAUACGCUAGAAUUAUCAGCAGCACUUUUACAAAAGAUUUUAGUAUAUAUAAUAAGCCAAAAAAAAAAAGAGAAU
Messenger RNA from Drosophila busckii, 1941 nucleotides. RefSeq names its product acyl-CoA Delta(11) desaturase. Gene Ontology annotation, cellular component: endoplasmic reticulum membrane. Gene Ontology annotation, molecular function: stearoyl-CoA 9-desaturase activity; iron ion binding. The record is from RefSeq and is a predicted model, not a curated record. The transcript has 5 exons. NCBI's taxonomy places the organism in Eukaryota, Metazoa, Arthropoda, Insecta, Diptera, Drosophilidae. Gene Ontology annotation, biological process: unsaturated fatty acid biosynthetic process. The coding region runs from base 182 to 1336 and encodes 384 amino acids.